Molecule: messenger RNA, 2141 nt
Organism: Solanum verrucosum
Lineage: Eukaryota; Viridiplantae; Streptophyta; Magnoliopsida; Solanales; Solanaceae
Product: casein kinase 1-like protein 11
Exons: 14
Coding region: 602-1981 (459 amino acids)
Biological process (GO): peptidyl-serine phosphorylation; signal transduction; endocytosis
Cellular component (GO): cytoplasm; nucleus
Molecular function (GO): protein serine/threonine kinase activity; ATP binding
Source: RefSeq, a predicted model, not a curated record
GUCCUUUUUUCCCCCAAAUUCCCCACCCCACACAACCCACCCACACGUAUAUUCAUCUCUCUUCAUAGCUUUGUUCACAGCACACAGCAUCAAAAUCAUUUGCUUUCUUUUUCUAAAAACACCUUUUUUUUCCUUUCUAUUUCUCACUUUGCCCCUCGAUCUUUGCUUCUUUGUCCCCUUUUUUCUGAUUCCUCUGUCAAAACAAACCGAAAGUUUUCUAUUUAUAUACAGAAGAAAAUCUACACGGUUUUUGUUUCUACUUUUAUCCUACGUUGAUUACCUUUUUUUGUUUUAAUUGAUCAAUGUGGAUCGAUGACUUAAUUUGUGAUUUAGGGUUCUAAUUCUUUAUGGGUAUUUGAAGAUUGACCCGAGUUUUUUUUUUUUUGUUGAAGGAUGUAGCUGAAUAAGACAGUUGUUGCUGCAUAAUUUUUAGGAUUUUUGUUGUUGUUGUUGUUGGGUUUUGCCUCAUUGUGGGGUUUGGAUUGAAAAUUGAAUUGUUUAACGAUAUUUUGGUGUGAAAGUAUUGUUCUUGCCGAAAAAAGGUGAUUAUUGCUGUGAAAGUAUUGUUUUUGGUGAAUUUGAAGAGGGUGAUUGAAUCACCAUGGAUCAUGUUGUGGGUGGGAAGUUUAAGCUGGGAAGGAAGAUUGGAAGUGGGUCUUUUGGUGAGCUUUAUUUAGGUGUGAAUUUACAGAAUGGAGAAGAAGUUGCUAUUAAGCUGGAAUCUGUCAAGACGAGGCAUCCUCAACUGCACUAUGAAUCGAAAAUUUAUAUGCUACUCCAAGGAGGAACCGGGAUUCCUAACCUCAAAUGGUUUGGAGUGGAGGGUGAGUACAAUAUAAUGGUCAUUGACCUUCUUGGACCAAGUUUGGAAGACCUUUUCAACUAUUGCAACAGGUUGUUUACUUUGAAAACAGUGUUAAUGCUAGCAGAUCAACUCAUUAAUAGAGUUGAAUACAUGCACUCCAGAGGAUUUCUUCACCGUGACAUAAAGCCAGACAACUUCUUAAUGGGCUUAGGUCGCAAGGCAAAUCAGGUUUAUGCAAUUGACUUUGGGCUUGCCAAAAAGUAUAGGGAUCUCCAGACUCACAAGCAUAUACCAUACAGGGAAAACAAGAAUCUGACUGGAACUGCUCGGUAUGCGAGUGUCAACACACAUCUUGGAGUUGAGCAAAGCAGAAGAGAUGAUUUGGAAUCUCUUGGUUAUGUGCUUAUGUAUUUUCUUAGAGGAAGCCUUCCAUGGCAGGGACUUAAAGGUGGUACUAAGAAGCAGAAAUAUGACAAAAUCAGUGAGAAAAAGAUGUUAACACCAAUAGAGGUGCUGUGCAAAUCUUAUCCAUCUGAGUUCAUAUCAUACUUCCACUACUGUCGAUCAUUAAGAUUUGAAGAUAAACCUGACUAUUCAUAUUUGAAGAGGCUUUUCAGAGACUUGUUUAUUCGUGAAGGUUGUCAAUUCGACUAUGUAUUUGAUUGGACAAUUUUGAAGUAUCCUCAGAUUGGUGCCAGUUCUCGAGGACGAAAUCCUAGUGGGAAUGCCGGACUAAAUGCUGGGCCAUCUGCAGAAAGGCAAGGAAGGGCGUCAGUGGGGCAAGAUAUUCGGGAUAGAUUUACUGGUGCUGUUGAAGCAUUUUCCAGAAGGAAUACUUCUGCAGCUGGUAGGCAUGGGGAACACUCCAGACAGAGGACUUCAGAGGAUAUUCCUUCAUCCAAAGAUGUGCAAGCUGAUUCAGAGAGAGGCCGUAGCUCGAGAAAUGGAAGCUCUUCUAAAAGAGCUGUCAUGUCAAGCAGCAAACCGACCUCUUCUGCUGAACCCACGGAUAGUCGCUCAAGCAGAUUAGUGUCAAGCACUGGCCGUCUAUCUACCACACAGAGAAUUCAGCAGGGAAUUGAAACAAAACCAUCAUCAUUCUCGCGAACUUCACUCACAAAGGGCAACCAUGAUAACCCUCUUCGGAGCUUUGAAUUUCUUUCAAUCAGAAAGUAAGAGAAUGCACUUGUAAAGAGAGAAUUUCCUGAUUGAUUGAACACUCAAUCCUAUUUACGGAGGAUGUCUCCAAGUGCUGUAAAUUAGUUAAUGUGCUGUACCUUCUAUAUGUGACAAUUGAAGCUUAUCCAACUUAUCAUAUUCCUUGUUUUUGUUUCUA